Molecule: messenger RNA, 1671 nt
Organism: Capronia epimyces CBS 606.96
Lineage: Eukaryota; Fungi; Ascomycota; Eurotiomycetes; Chaetothyriales; Herpotrichiellaceae
Exons: 2
Coding region: 1-1671 (556 amino acids)
Source: RefSeq, a predicted model, not a curated record
AUGAGCGGGUUAGAAAUUGUUGGCCUUGUUCUGGGUGCCGUGCCGAUCAUUCUUUCCAUCCUGGAGACAUCCAAGUCACUCAAUCGAAAGAAGAUUGCGUUCCAGAAGAAGCAAUUCUACAUCGAUCGUAUGAUCAAUGCUCUAUCAUGGCAGAAGACGCUGAUCGAAGGAGACCUGGAGAUCCUGUUCCGGAGUAUCGGGCUGGAGGAUCAGGACUUGCGCACAAUCGGGUCAAACCCCUACGAGGCUCUGUUGAAGCAACCGGACAUUCAGGAAGGAGUCCAGGUCUUGAUGGGUCCUCGGUAUGACUCCUAUGUGCAAGUUCUGUCAGACUGUGAGCGGGCACUGCUCGCUAUCCUGAGGUCAGUCAAAGGCUUGCAAGGCGGCGCUUGGGUUGAUAAUGGCAAACUGGCCGACAUGAUGCAGGCCAACAGUCCACUGAAGCAGGGCGACCGGGCAUUUUUGAAACGCCUGAAAUUCAGUAUGCACAAGGAAGAGCUUGAAUCAACCAUCCGCGACCUCGACCGGACUUCGCAGCUCCUGACUCGUCUUCGAGAGACCAGCCAGGAAGCGAACCAGGUCAUCCUGCAAAUCCCAUCCAUGAAGACAUCGAAGAUGAUCGCACUCUUUCAACAGGUCCGUAAAAGGGCAUAUUCGCUGUACGGGGCCAUGAUGAGGAGCUGGGCGAAACCGUGUCAUGAGACCCACAUCGCCAGGCUAUAUCUCGACAAUCGAAUGGACUACCUGGGAGACGGCAUGAACCGGAAGGGGACAGGCAGGAAUCCAGCCAUCGAAUUCACCGUGACGCUGGAGGGCAGAGGAUCUCAGGGCCAAUCGACGCGCCAUACCUGUUCGAUCGAGACCAUGGGCGCUGAGGACGGUGACGGUGACGUGGAGAAUUCCGGAAAGACCUUGGUAGUCUCGUUUGCAAUUCCAUCGUCCUCAGCGGUCAAAUCGCCCGUGACCAAAAACAUCGAUGACAUCUGUCAUCUCAUUGUGGAAUCCGCGAUCCAGAGCCAAGCACUCAAGAUAUACCUUCGCCAUGACGGGGUCUUGUGCUAUCGAUGUGCGCCUGGCGGAGGGAUGCAAACGAUAACCACUCCCACCACCAUCAACGACGAGCUCAUUAGCUUACAGGAGAUCUUGCACCUGCCAAAGGCCAGGCUGUCGUUGAGGCAGCGCGUGAGGCUGUCCGCCGUAGUAGCAUCUUCGGCGAUGCAGCUUCAUGCCACUCCCUGGUGCGCGGCUCUGAGAAAGGAGUGCUUUUCAUUCCUCGAACACAAUGACUCUGGCCGUACUUGGGUCGAUCUCGACCAUCCAUUCGUGACCUGCCUAUUCAAGAACCCCGGUCAGACAACAAGGAAGUCGGGUGAGGCUGAAUUGCUGGACCUGGGCAUUUUGAUCAUUGAACUGUGGGAGAACGAGUCGAUUGAGGCGUUUGCUGCCCAGAUGCACCUUCAACUUCUGGACACAUACGAUUGUCGACAGAGUAUCGCCAGAUGUUGGCUGAAGGAAAAGCGAGACGACAUGUUGCCUCCCGUGUUUGGUGCAGCUCGGCGGUGUGUCGAAUGUCGCUUCGACACUUUGUCCGUCGAUUGGGACGACCGAAAAGUGAACUUGAGCAUCUUUGAGGGAGUGGUGAAGCCGCUGUGGGAGAGUUGUCGAGAGUGA